AUGGGUAACCGACGCAACAAACGCGUCGCCACGCCUCCACUUAUCGUCUCAAAGAAAAACCGACAAUCUUCUCCGCCACUACAGAAGCCUGUAGACUCUAAACCCUCUGACAUUCUACCUCUAUCCGACGAUGAGGUUUUGGAUGACAAUCAGUCUUCUAGUUCUAGCUCUUCAUCAUUGAAAAUAUCUGAGAAAAACAUUCCCAAAUCUCCUUCAGGUACGAAAAUCAGUCAUGAGAAAACACCGCCAAUAAUAAUUUCUUCAGGCGACUGGAGAAAAGCAGCCCCAAUUGUCUUCAAAGACCAAAAUCUAAAUCCUGACAACUUAAUAGUUAAAAUGCACACUGAUGGUAACUUAAUCAUUCUAACAUCAAAAUCAGCCAACUUCAGAUCGGUCCAACGCUCACUAGUCCAACAAAAAUUUCCUUUUAUAACCCGAAGUCUCCCCGAAGACCACACUCUUAAAGUCGUCCUCCGUGGUAUCCCGACAGAUAUCUCGGAAGAAGAAAUCACCGAAGAUCUUACUAAUCGUGGAUUCAACGUCACAACUGUCAAACGUUUCGGCCCCAUUGAUAGACCUUUCCCGAUCUGCCUAGUCAUACUCAAAAAAGAUAGCUCAUCAACCAAAAUUUAUGACUUAACCAACUUGUUCUAUAUCUCUAUCAAGGUGGAAUCUUACAAAAAAUCGGGACCAACGCAAUGUUUUGCCUGUCAAAGUUUUUGUCACGGUACCAGGUAA
Acyrthosiphon pisum (pea aphid) is the source of this 738-nucleotide messenger RNA. RefSeq lists its product as uncharacterized. NCBI's taxonomy places the organism in Eukaryota, Metazoa, Arthropoda, Insecta, Hemiptera, Aphididae. Bases 1 to 738 code for a protein of 245 amino acids. The record is from RefSeq and is a predicted model, not a curated record. The transcript has a single exon.